CGUUACUUGUUAGGGUUUCCUCUAUUUUCAAAUUUCACCUGAGUCAAAAACCCUUCUCCCUCCGGCAUAGCCACCGGCGACCUCAUUCCUCACUGUGUCGGACGCAACCUCAUAGCCCCACACCAUCGGACAUCGUCGGCGCUAAGCGGAAACCGUUUGUGUUUGUUUGGGGUUGAGAUAAAAUGAGUGGAGCAGAGAAAGGAUCAGGAACCACGAAAACCCCAGCAGAUUUCCUCAAAUCCAUUCGUGGCCGCCCAGUUGUUGUGAAGCUCAAUUCUGGUGUUGAUUAUCGAGGUAUCCUGGCUUGUCUAGAUGGGUAUAUGAAUAUUGCAAUGGAACAGACAGAGGAGUAUGUCAACGGGCAACUGAAGAACAAAUAUGGUGACGCAUUCAUCCGAGGGAAUAAUGUUCUAUACAUCAGUACCUCAAAGAGGACUCUAGCAGAAGGGGCCUAAAGAAGUACAGGAAUCCAAAUUUAUUGGUUUGGAAGACGCAUAUGACUUUUUAAUAGCUUUUGUGGACUGCCUUAUGUUACAGCUUUUGCCAGUUAUUCUGAAGCUUGUUUAUUUCUUUCUUGUCAUGAUAAUUGAGUAGCUAUGGUUACAUGUUAAGGCAAAAGGGAACGACCAGCUUGUAAAAUGCUUGUUGACAUAUUUUAGCAAAAUAUUUUAGCCUGGUUUGAAAUUUAAAAAUAGUAAUAGUUAAUGCUCUCUCUUUAAUGUUGUUUUAAUG
This is a messenger RNA of Gastrolobium bilobum, 732 nucleotides long. Its product is annotated as sm-like protein LSM36B. Gene Ontology annotation, biological process: mRNA splicing, via spliceosome; maturation of SSU-rRNA. The transcript is spliced from 4 exons. The coding region runs from base 183 to 455 and encodes 90 amino acids. NCBI's taxonomy places the organism in Eukaryota, Viridiplantae, Streptophyta, Magnoliopsida, Fabales, Fabaceae. Gene Ontology annotation, cellular component: nucleolus; U4/U6 x U5 tri-snRNP complex; P-body. Gene Ontology annotation, molecular function: RNA binding. The record is from RefSeq and is a predicted model, not a curated record.